UUCACCUGGCGCUUUGGUGUCGAUGUGUGUGCGCGUAAAUACAUCAGUGCCGCGUUUGCCUAUAUGCAGUCCUCCAGUCGCGCGUGCAGUAUACACGCGUACAUGUCAUACGUAUCGUGUCUCCGGGAGACAUAUACCCGGGUCCGUUUUUACCGACAAUGAGACAUUCCGUAUUUAUUUAUAAACAUAACUCCGUGUAAUCUGUGUAAUAUUAAAGUCGUCAUUUUAUAGCACAUCAAGUCGUCUACGAUUAUUUACUUUCGGUAUAUACAAAGCGACCCAGAAGGAUUUUCGCCUAGAACAGAUGACGAGGAUGAACAGUUCUUCCAUCGGUUCUGUUGGGAUCAAAACAGGAGGCCUGACCAAGAACUAAUACCUAGGGUGAGAUUGAAGACACCGUAUAGAACACCACCACUUCUUACUAUAAGUCGUAUGCUAAAAGAGUUGGAAAACGAAACAAAGAAAAAGAAAAUGGAAGUAGUUCCGAGAUGUAGAACUAGAUCAGCAUCAGCAUCACGACCAAAGCUCAGACAAUAUAUACCAAAUGAGAAUGCACCAUUGGCGAAACGUUUCAAUCGUGUAGGUCAAGGAAAUAGAUGUACAAGCCGAUAUGAAAUUUAUAAUUCAACUACUAGGCCUUUUGGGAAAAGUUACCGAGAGAUGAUAAAUUCAUCUGAUGUUAAAACAAAUCAAGAAUCUACAGAUACCAAUGAAAGUAGUACCGAGUCAACUCAAAGUGCAUAUGUAACUUGUUGUUCAGAAGUUGAAACAUUAAAUAUAACUGGAUUUCAAUGUGUAGAUGAAAAUUCCGCUAAACACCAAGUUAUUUUACAGACUACAGUGGGUGAAGAUUUAACAGAAGCAAGAAAUUAUAAUGUUAAACCUAAUGAUCAUGCUAAAGUAAUUGAAGAAAAGUUCAAAUCAACAGAAAUGGUAAAAAAGGUGGAUGAAAAACGUCUUAUGUACAAAAUGCCAACAACAUCUACUUGGAAAACUUAUCAAGAAGAACAACUGACUUAUGAACCAGAAAAUCAACAAGUUCACAAGGAAGUCGUUACCAGAUCUAGAAGUUUAUACAAUCUGCAAGAAGAACCUGUCGAAAUAUCAUUAAACAAGCCACCAUCAUUAAUAAAAGCAACAUCAGAAAACCAUUUGUUUGAAAAUAACAUAAAACAAAAACCAAUAAUUAUACAAACAACUCCGUCAAAAAAAUAUAGUAGUGCCGUUAAUUUAACUCUUGAAAAAGAAACUUCAAAAUCAAACAAAAACAUUAAGUAUAAAUCUCAAUCUGAUUUAUGUAUAAACAUUGAAGAUCCACCAACACUUGAAAGACCUAAAUCAAUGGACUUCCUUAUCCAUAAAGAAAAUAAAUCACACACAGAAACAUUGAAAAAACAUUUUUAUUAUCACCCUCUUAAGCCAAAUAAAAAACUUAAUGAUAAUGAACUGCCAGAUCCAGAUAAAGUACUAAGUACAAGACAAUUAUUUCAAAAAGAGCUAAAAAUACCACUACCGCCAAGUAUGAAUAAUCAAAAUCCAAAAACAGGACCAAGACCGACACAAGAAGUACGAGUUAUUCCAGAAACAUACAAGUCAAAACUUAAAAAAUGUGUAUCUGUCGAUAUGGGAACGAGUAUACACAAUAGAUGGACGGAUAGCGGAAGCAUUUCGUCAGGAGUUGGCAGUGAAGCAAGCUUUGACACAGAAUCAUCUGAGACGAAUCAGCGGGCUGACGGAUACAGCAGUGACGACGAAGAUUACUUAACAGACAAAACAACUGUAGAAAUAGUUGGAAGACCAGUAUCAGCUGAAAUACUUAAUAAAAUUAGAAAAUUUGGUACAAGCGUUACUUAUUAUGGCGGUAAGGUAAUAUCCAGCACCAGAGGAGAAGUAUGCAGUCCUAUGACAAUGACUAUUAUGGAUGAAAUAAGACAUCAAAAAGAAGAAAAUGUAAAGCUUAGACUAGUAAAAAGUAAUAGUUGUGGAAGUAGAAUUGAAUUAAUAGAAGAACAAAAACGAGGUGAAAAACAAGUGGAAGCCAUACAAGAAGAAGAAGAAGACGACGACGACGAUGACGAAGAACAACGAAAAACACCAAGUCAUCGAAUAACAGACGAUAAUUUGUCAAAACUUUCAAGCGCAUCUUCAGAUGAUAUGUCAUGGAAAGCUUUAGUAGUUAUUAGAAAGAAAAUGAGUACCAUACCAGUGUUUGACAUGGAAUUUGAAGAAUUUGAAAUAUUAGAUGACAAAAAUAAUUAAAACUUAAAUGAUCAAUUUCUCUAAAAAUGUCUUUGUAUUAUUAUUAUUAUUUGAAUAUAAUAUGAAAUAUAUUAUUAUUCUAAAUACUUCUUAAUUAUAAAUAAUAGUAUUGAGCAGAUAUUCUUUGUAUACUCGUACAAUUAUAUCA
Molecule: messenger RNA, 2407 nt
Organism: Rhopalosiphum maidis (corn leaf aphid)
Lineage: Eukaryota; Metazoa; Arthropoda; Insecta; Hemiptera; Aphididae
Exons: 4
Coding region: 433-2259 (608 amino acids)
Source: RefSeq, a predicted model, not a curated record